Molecule: messenger RNA, 672 nt
Organism: Hydatigera taeniaeformis
Lineage: Eukaryota; Metazoa; Platyhelminthes; Cestoda; Cyclophyllidea; Taeniidae
Source: the annotation of a GenBank genome assembly
AUGACGGAGGUGUCGACGCGGUUACUGUGUCAGUUGGAGGGUUUGAUGCGAGGAGUGAACAGUGGUGAAGGUCGAGUGGCGGAGUUGAUGUCGAUGUUGGAGGAGGUGGGUGCCAGAGAAGGUGAAUUGAGAAAUAAGGUGAUGGAGAGAGAGUUGCACGAAAGGCAGCUUCAGGAUGAGUUGGAUGGAGAGCGUGUGAAGGUGAGCAAGUUGGAGGAGAGUUUGGCUGACAGUGAGGCGGAGAAGGAGGUGUUGUCGAGGAGUUGUGAGGAGAUGAGUGAAGAGUUGAAGAGGAGGGAGGGUGAGCAGCGGUCGUUGGAAGAGAGGAUGGAGCAGGUGGUUGGUGAAAAAGUGCGUGAAGUAGAGGUGGAGGCGAAGGAGUUGGAGGAGAUGCGCGCACGAUUGCACGAUAUGGAGGAGGAGAAGGCGCGUAAUGUGGAGGAAUGUGGACGGUUGUUGGGUGAGGUGGAAGCGUUGAGGCAUGAGUUGGAUGAGAUGAAGGCGCGUGAGUCUGUGGCGACAUCGGAGGCGAUGAAGCCAGUGGUGGAGCCGGUUGUGGUGGAGGCGGUGAGAGCGGAGGCUGUGUUGUCGUCUGCUCCAACUAGGUGUUCAAGUCUUUUCCUUUUUUCUUCUUUUUUUUGUAUGCCAAAGUUUGUAGGGAACAGGUUUUGA